Molecule: messenger RNA, 795 nt
Organism: Micropterus dolomieu (smallmouth bass)
Lineage: Eukaryota; Metazoa; Chordata; Actinopteri; Centrarchiformes; Centrarchidae
Product: protein phosphatase 1 regulatory subunit 12A-like
Exons: 7
Source: RefSeq, a predicted model, not a curated record
GGCUGAGGAGGAGGAGGAGGAAGGCCAGACGGGACAGGGUCAGUCUCAGAGCCAGGGGAAGGCCUCCAGUAGCUCCAGUUCGGAGGAGGAGAGCGAAUCGGAGAGCGAUGCAGAGUCUGAGAAAGUGAAAAGCCGAGAAAUCAUAAACAACUUGAACAACAAACGCAACACCACCAGCCUGCUUCCUACCUCCAUGUCAACGAGUACUGCUGCAAGCCAUUUGAAAAAGGACCCAAGCAAGCCCCCAGCCACUGAGGCCCCUGGCUCCUGGAGAACGUCUCUGAGGAAGGCAGGCAGCUCGGUGACUCUGGGUUCAGCUGGACUAGCCGACUCCAGCCAGGACGCCAGCAGACCUCUAGACACUGGCCUGGGAAUGACUCGCUCUGCCUCCAGCCCCCGCCUCAGCUCUGAGGCUGACACCAAGGAGCCGAGGCUUGCUCGGGUACCGCCCAUUCCAACACGGAGACUAUUCAGUAUUCCAGACAGCAGCCCUGACAACUCCAACAGUUGGCUAAGCCGUAGCUCCUCUUACACCCGGCGCCUUCAUAGUCAUUCAGGGAAUGAUCUCACUAGUUCCACCCCCUCUUUGCUUCACAGCUCAUCUUAUGGAAAGAGACUGGAUGACCCCACUGUGACCUCAGCUAGUACAGGAACAAGCUAUGCAGGACUCAGCCGCCUUAAUAGUGUCUUGGCCCAGAGACUUCCUCAGGAACAGACAGAAAAGAAGGAUCUUUCAGCUGUCUCCAACUCUCAAAGCACAACUACAGGCGAGCAGGAGACCAAGCAGAGACGCAA